Molecule: messenger RNA, 2193 nt
Organism: Cladophialophora bantiana CBS 173.52
Lineage: Eukaryota; Fungi; Ascomycota; Eurotiomycetes; Chaetothyriales; Herpotrichiellaceae
Exons: 4
Coding region: 1-2193 (730 amino acids)
Biological process (GO): DNA-templated transcription; regulation of transcription by RNA polymerase II
Cellular component (GO): chromatin
Molecular function (GO): zinc ion binding; RNA polymerase II cis-regulatory region sequence-specific DNA binding; DNA-binding transcription factor activity, RNA polymerase II-specific
Source: RefSeq, a predicted model, not a curated record
AUGCCGUUCACGACAAUGAACAACUAUAACUGGUUAUUUGAUCUGAGUGACAGGACAAAGGUGCCUACAACUAUGCAGCAAUCUUUGAGUCAGUUUCCAGCAGGUCAAAGUGCAACUUAUGGUCCUGAUAUGCAGACCAUGUCCUACCAAGCGACUGGUCAAAGUGCCUUAGAUGCAUUCCGCUUGAGCACCGAGGCCAACGGAAAUUCAACCUCAGCUCCUUCUUUUUAUCGACAGACGGCAUUGCAGCAGAGUCAGAAUUCUGCCCAGUUUUCAGGAGACCACCAGUAUGAUUUUCCCGGAUCCCAAAGAAUGGCCCUAAAUGCCUCUGCCUCGCCAUCUUCUUUAGAAUCCCAAGAAGGGUCCCAUUCGUAUCUAGGGACUGAUUCUUCCUCUCCGACGAGUACCUCUCAUGAAGAGUCUGCACAGGGCCACAAGCAGAAUCAGCCAACAAGGCCUUUAAACCGUCAAAUAAGCAUACCUCAGUCACCUUUUCAUCCCGAAUCGUUCUCGACAGAUCAGCCUUGGCGAAGCAAACCGAGAAUUGAUGAGACAUCCCGGAAUGACAUAUUGGAUUUACUGGUAAAUGCUCGCCCGAAGACACCAGACGGUUCAGAAAUCUCCCCAGAACACCCGCUCCUGUCGCUCUCCUGCAUGCAAAAUUACCUGGAUUUGUUCUUCUCCAGGUUCAAUGUUGCCUACCCUCUUCUGCACCAGGCCAGCUUCAACCCGUCUGAGACAGAAACAUUGCUCCUUCUAGCAGUCAUAUUGCUCGGUGCUACUUACAGUGAGAAAUCAAUCCACCGGCUCGCUGUUUGUAUCCACGACGUCUUGCGAGCUCAGAUAUUUCAGCAUCCGGCCUUCUCAGCGACGCCCGAACUGUGGAUGUUGCAAACAAUAUUACUGGUCGAAUGCUUUGGCAAAAGCAGGGCAGGUCAAAAACAGCAUGAUAUGGCGCACCUUUUCCAUGGUCUGCUCAUCAAUCUGAUUCGGCGAAGCGAUUGCCAAACAGUGCGACAGCCAAACUUCAGAGAAGAAUCUGGUGACCUCGAAGAUAAUUGGCGCAGGGCAAUUGAUGUUGAGCUUCGGAAGCGACUUGCAUUCCUGUGCUUCCUUUGGGACACUCAGCACGCCAUCUUAUUCUCGCAGUCACUGUGUAUGUCGGCUUUCGAACUUCGUACCACGUUACCAUGUAAUCAAACUACUUGGGAAGCGAGCACAGCUGAGGAGUGGUGGAGACACGCAAGAAAGGAAGCUCAGAUUCCCUUCUUGUCUGUCUUGAAAGUUUACAUGAACCCCGAUUCUGGAGCCCAAAUUCCUGAAUUGAACGCCUUGUCUCGACUCCUUGUUCUCCAUGGACUUAUGUCGAUUCAAUGGGACCUUAAGCGUAGAGACCAAACUUCUUUAGGGGUCGGUACCUCCGACCAGCAACGAUGGCAAGAUCGACUUGCGCAGUCUUACGAUGCAUGGAAAGCAGAUUUCGACACCUAUUGUAUGAACAUGACAUUAUCUCUGAGCGACAGCUCAUCGAGAAGGGCAGAAUUUACGCGCUUCAGCACAGCGACUAUCGCGAUCUACCACGCAGCCCACAUCACGCUGAACGUUGAAAUUCUCGACCUCCAGAUCUACGCUGGGGCGCGUCAUAUUAUCGGACACCCCGUCACCCGGGCUGACUACGAUCGAUCACGAAGCGUUGUGAAAGCCUGGGCCAAACCCGGAGGAUCGACGCCUGCAGCAAAAGCAGCCUGGCAUGCUGCGUACCUCCUCCGUGACGGGAUCAUGAACCUCGAGAACUGGGACGUCAACAAUGCCUUCCACUAUCCUUGGUGCUUAUACCUCUCUACCCUCACGUGCUGGGUAUUCCACUUCGCUAAUGUGGCCGACAAGUCGGCGGAGAAUCCGCUGCGCAACGCCCAGGCCUCGAGCUUCGACAAUGACCCUGCUGACAGGGUGAUUUGGCAUGCCAAAGCCGAAAUGAAUGCCUUGAUAAGCAGCAUGACAAGUGUGGCCCCGGGAGAUCUCUGGCGCGUUCUGGGAAAGCAUUCGACGUCGGGACUAGUGACAGUGAUGUCGGCACAUCUAGCAAACAUCCGCUGGGCAGUUAUUCAUGAGGGAAGGAAGGUUUUAAAGGGAAUUCCACCAGAACGGUCUUUUCAAGAGUAUAAUGCAUGUCAAGAGUACAACUUAGACUAG